Podospora bellae-mahoneyi is the source of this 1076-nucleotide messenger RNA. RefSeq names its product Endoplasmic reticulum transmembrane protein 3 (gene YET3). Gene Ontology annotation, biological process: intracellular protein transport; endoplasmic reticulum to Golgi vesicle-mediated transport. NCBI's taxonomy places the organism in Eukaryota, Fungi, Ascomycota, Sordariomycetes, Sordariales, Podosporaceae. The coding region runs from base 164 to 808 and encodes 214 amino acids. The transcript has 4 exons. Gene Ontology annotation, cellular component: endoplasmic reticulum; endoplasmic reticulum membrane. The record is from RefSeq and is a predicted model, not a curated record.
GGCCCACGUCACACCUGUCAGUCCACCAGCUGGAGCUUCCGUUCUUAAAAACAACAAAGCUGUCCGGAUCUGUCCACUACAAUCAACGACAGGAAUACUCGACGUUAUACUUUUUUCCUACAGUGACUGAGAUAACCACCAAGACUACAUCAGCGCCGCCAAAAUGACGCUCUACUACACCUUGGUCUUUAUGCUACUAGUAGCAGAGAUGGCCUUGUUCAUGCUCUUGGUCGUCCCACUGCCAUUUACGAUGCGCAGGAAGCUCUUUACCUUCAUUUCCGAGAAUCCGAUUGUCGCAAAAGUACAAUACUGGCUCAAGAUCACCUUUGUCUUCAUCCUCAUCCUGUUCAUCGACAGCGUAAAUCGUGUUUACCGCGUCCAGGUCGAACUUGCCGCCGCAACUGAGGGUAACAAUGGACAGAGCGCAACUGCCAUAAUGGGACACGAGCGUCUCGAAGUCCAGGCCCGCAAGUUUUACUCGCAGCGCAACAUGUACCUCUGCGGCUUCACACUCUUCUUGUCCCUCAUCCUCAACCGCACCUACAUCAUGAUCCUCGAGACGCUCCGCCUGGAGGAGAAGAUCAAGCUGUACGAGGGCUCCGAGAAGAACACCAAGCAAGCCGAGAAGCUCGCACAGGCUGGUGAUGCUGGUGAGAUUGCGCGGUUGAAGAGGGAGAUCAAGCUUCGUGAUCAAGACAUUGCUACCCUCAAGAAGCAGUCCGAGGGUUUGCACAGGGAGUAUGACGAGUUGGCUGAGAGAUAUGGUGCCACGCAGGAGAAUGGCAAGCUUUCCAAGAAGGACAAAUAGGAUCUGAACCUUUGGGAGGGGGUGGAGAACCUUGACUCUGGUGCCGCUUCUGGUGUUGGGAAGGCAUCGGGAUCGUCGGGGUUGUUUAAGGAGGAUGAGAGUGAAACGGAGGUGCGGUUGCGGAGGGCAGGGUCGGAAAAUAUUUGGUCUCCUUAGAGAUAGGGAGAUUGUGUAAGAGAAGGAAUGGAUGAUGUGACUGAAAAGUGUGUAUGGUUUUGAGGGAGUUGGGCUAGGGGCUUUUUCUUACCUACGUGUAUUCAUUAAUGGC